UAACCGGAGCCUAAUGAACAUGCACAAUAACCGUGUAGGAAGAAAGCUAGUAAAGUUACUGCUACGAACAGAAUGUAAGUGCCACGGCGUAAGUGGUUCCUGCGCGAUGAAAACUUGCUGGAAAAGUUUGCCUUCGUUUAAUGUUAUUGGCGAUGCCAUGAUGAAGAAAUAUCGCAAAGCCAAACUUGUUCAUGGUAUUAACAUUAGAAAUAAUCAACCGCAACUUGUGUUGAAACGAAAAGUGAACAAACCGCUGCUCAAAAAUGGGAAGACACUGGGUGACAGUCAAAUUCCAAAGAGAACUGAAUUGGUUUAUCUGGAGCCUUCGCCUAACUAUUGCGAGCGUAAUAUCAGUAUUGGAGUGCUCGAUACAGCCAAUCGAAAUUGCAACCGCACUUCGCAAUCCAUAGAUCAUUGUGAUCUACUGUGCUGUGGACGAGGCUACAACACCCAUCAGAUCGAAUGAACCUGGCAGUGUAAUUGUAAGUUUAAAUGGUGCUGCACGGUUACAUGCGAUGUAUGUUCAGAGCGAAAGGAAGCAUACACUUGUAAAUAAAAUAUGAUCAUAAUGUUCACUAAAUAAAUUCACUGUCUAUCGAUAGA
Molecule: messenger RNA, 603 nt
Organism: Anopheles merus
Lineage: Eukaryota; Metazoa; Arthropoda; Insecta; Diptera; Culicidae
Product: protein Wnt-2-like
Exons: 3
Coding region: 14-466 (150 amino acids)
Biological process (GO): cell fate commitment; multicellular organism development; canonical Wnt signaling pathway
Cellular component (GO): extracellular region
Molecular function (GO): frizzled binding; cytokine activity
Source: RefSeq, a predicted model, not a curated record